CCACUAUUUCUCUUUUCCCAUUUGCAGCAAAUAUGUCCACCGUUUUAGAGAAUCUGAUGAGCCAAGUGGCCGAAGUCUUGCCCUCGAGUGGACGCAAAAUAUCCAUUGUCGGUAUUGGCCAAGUUGGCAUGGCCUGUGCAUUCAGUAUUCUUGCCCAGAAUGUUUCCAACGAGAUUUGCCUUGUCGAUGUGUGCAAGGAUAAGUUGCAAGGUGAAAUGAUGGACUUGCAACACGGUUCCAAUUUCCUUAAGAAUCCCAAAAUCACCGCCAGCACCGAUUACGAAGCAACUGCCGGUUCGCGUCUAUGCAUUGUGACAGCUGGCGUACGCCAAAAGGAAGGCGAAUCACGUUUGUCGUUGGUGCAACGCAACACCGACAUACUCAAGCACAUCAUUCCCAAGUUGGUGCAACACUCACCGGACACCAUUUUGUUGAUGGUCUCCAAUCCAGUGGAUAUUAUGACCUAUGUCGCAUGGAAAUUAUCCGGUUUGCCAAAGAAUCGUGUCAUUGGCAGUGGCACCAAUUUGGAUUCGUCACGAUUCCGUUUUCUGAUGUCACAGCGUUUGGGUGUAGCGCCCACAUCUUGCCAUGGCUGGAUCAUUGGUGAGCAUGGUGACAGUUCAGUGGCUGUGUGGUCGGGUGUGAAUAUUGCUGGCGUGCGCUUGCGUGAGUUGAAUCCGAACAUUGGCACAACUGAAGAUCCAGAAAAUUGGCAACAAGUACACAAGAAGGUCAUCGAUUCGGCCUAUGAAGUGAUCAAGUUGAAGGGUUACACCUCAUGGGCCAUUGGCUUGAGCUCAGCUGCGCUAGCAUCGGCCAUCUUGAACAAUACAAGCAACAUUGUGGCUGUCUCAACUUCAGUACAGGGUGAACACGGUAUUGACAAGGAUGUGUUCUUGUCCUUGCCUUGCGUCUUGAAUGCCAACGGCAUUACCUCGCUCGUCAAGCAGAUACUCACACCCACCGAAGUGGAGCAAUUGCAGAAGUCGGCCAAUAUAAUGGAUGAAGUGCAGAAGGGCAUUAAUUUUUAAGCAGCAUUCGAGUGAAGAGAGCUAAUUAUUGGCUAAGCAUAGGAAUAAGACGAGGCAGAGAAAGCAAGCAGAGGAGGAAGAAGAAGAAGAAGA
Rhagoletis pomonella (apple maggot) is the source of this 1124-nucleotide messenger RNA. RefSeq names its product L-lactate dehydrogenase. The record is from RefSeq and is a predicted model, not a curated record. Gene Ontology annotation, molecular function: L-lactate dehydrogenase (NAD+) activity. Gene Ontology annotation, biological process: carboxylic acid metabolic process. Gene Ontology annotation, cellular component: cytoplasm. The transcript is spliced from 2 exons. The coding region runs from base 33 to 1031 and encodes 332 amino acids. Lineage: Eukaryota; Metazoa; Arthropoda; Insecta; Diptera; Tephritidae.